Balaenoptera musculus (blue whale) is the source of this 608-nucleotide messenger RNA. RefSeq names its product formin-like protein 18. The record is from RefSeq and is a predicted model, not a curated record. The transcript has 2 exons. The coding region runs from base 1 to 447 and encodes 148 amino acids. NCBI's taxonomy places the organism in Eukaryota, Metazoa, Chordata, Mammalia, Artiodactyla, Balaenopteridae.
AUGGCCAGUGGCGGACCUACCUCUCCGGACGCCCGGCAGAGUCCAGAACGCGGGUGGCCCACCCGGGGCCUGGCGGGCGCACCCACGCCGGGCCCGCCCAGGCCCCCAGCUCCGCCCGGGAAGCCGCUGCCGUCUCUGCGCCGCGCGACUUCUGCCCCUGCGCCGCCGCCGUCGCCGCAGCCAACACGGAAGCGCCGGCGCUGGGACCCGCCUGCGCGGACGCCGGACCACGUGGCCCGCGGAGGCGCCCGGGGGCGGGGCGGGGUGGAGUGGAGCCUGAGGUCCCCCGGAGGCGCCGCCAGCAGAGUCCUGGCAGCCGGCUUUCAGGUCUCUAAUGUGUGCCGAAUGAAUGAAAGCGCCUUUACAUUCACCGUCAUCAUCGCCUUUACAUUCACCGUCAUCAUCAGCAUCAAAACCAUCAUCCAAUGCCUGAGUCCAAGGGCGUGAAGAGAGCGCUGCAGUUAAACAGAUCUGGGUACUGAGUGAUCUUGAUCAAGUUACUUACCCUCUCAACCUUGUUUACCUUACUUGUGAAAUGGAGAAGUUGACACCAGUGCCAACACUGGGUGGCUGUGGGGUAAACAAGAUUAAGUAUGAAAUGGGCUUAA